Molecule: messenger RNA, 1908 nt
Organism: Aaosphaeria arxii CBS 175.79
Lineage: Eukaryota; Fungi; Ascomycota; Dothideomycetes; Pleosporales
Exons: 5
Coding region: 1-1908 (635 amino acids)
Biological process (GO): positive regulation of transcription by RNA polymerase II
Cellular component (GO): nucleus
Molecular function (GO): transcription cis-regulatory region binding; DNA-binding transcription factor activity
Source: RefSeq, a predicted model, not a curated record
AUGGAUGGAUUCUCCGCAUUUCACCUCUCCUGCUCCAUGCUCAUCAGUCCACCUCAGGUGAGCUUCUCUUCGAAACUAUGCGACAGCGUAGCGGCUGGCGUCAAGCUCCGAGAUUCAGAAAAGUGUAAAUAUUGCUCGGAACGAAGCCGGACCUGCAUCAGGGCCAAUGCCUUUCGCUUCCGACCCGUGACUUCGGUCAAGUUCAACGCGGGCGAAGAGGUCGGGUCUGCCGAACAAUCUCUCGAGUUCCAAAGGAGCCAGACUUGGGUCGACAUUCCCAGCGCCUUACGAUUUAUAUCUCCAAAUACGGAAGGGGAUGACGAGGAUCUAGAGUUGGAGCCAAAUGUAUCGAAAGUAGCAGAUGAAGACCCAACUGCCUCUGAGCCUGUGGGUCAAUCAAGUAUAGACUGGGAUCCAUCUGUUGAGGACCUUCGACUUGACAGCACGGAUGCUUCGACUUACACAUUCGCGCAUCGAUCAUCAACCUCAGUCGAUCUCCAUGCCCUCCACAGGACAGACUCCCACAAUUCUGGAAUGUCGCAUGACCCCCCUGCUUUGAUCAAUUCUCCUUCCGACAUUGCUUCCAUUUCCACCCCGAUCAACAAGGUCUUAGAAAGUACUCUUCAUGGUCUGACUUCACUAAACCCAACCAAACUCGAUGAGACCAGCCCACUACCAACCUUCUCAAAUCCACACUCCAUAACAGAGCAUAGCCAGAGUUCCAUCAUCCAGUCACCACCCACACACGACACUACCAUCUCGCCAUUCUCCAGUACCGCAUUUUCCCCACAUACAUCUCUUAAUCUACGCUGGCCCGUAAAGAGCACCCACGAAGCUCGUCUUUUCCAUCAUUUCCUCGUGCACUGUACCCCUUGGAUAGACGUUUGUGAUGCAAAGUAUCACUUUGGUAAGGAGGUACCUAAACGUGCAGCUCAGUUUCCGGUCAUUCUUAAUGGUAUUCUUGGUCUUGCUUCGCGCCAUCUCUGGCUCCUAGAGAAGGUCCCUACCGACUUAUCUCAACCUUACAUCGACAAUUGCCUCCAGGCGCUCAUUGUAGCUCUAGAAGAUCCUCUUGCCCAUUGGGAUGAAAACUUCCUCGUGGCUGUAAUCCUGCUACGGCUUCAUGAAGAAAUGGGCGAGUCUGAUGAGCUGUGCCAUCAUUUUGGAACUGCACGGAUUCUCAACAGUAUUUCGUCAUUCGCUGCAGACGGCGGCUUACGCGAAUCGGCCUCUUGGGUUUCUCUUCGCCAACACAUCUACGUGUCGCUCACGAGCCAGCAACCUUUGAACUUAUCCCUGGAUAAUUAUCGCCACUCAGCCGUCUUCCGCGACUUUGAUGACGAGUCUUGGACAAAUCGCAUUAUUUUCCAAUUCGCCGUUGUCCUACAACAUGUAUUCGAGGAGAGUCAAGGUCAAUUGAUCACCAGGGACAAGUGGAUGGAAUUGAAUGCCGAUGUUGACGAGUGGGAGAGAACAAAACCUUGGACAUUUUCAGCUUUGUUCAUGGAGCCCGACGCCGGGAAAGAAUUCAGUGGACGCUGGCCUGCGCUCCCUACUCCCCAAGGCGUAGUUGCAAUUGGUUUACAGUAUUACCACCUUUGCAAGAUAAUCCUCGCUAUCUACUCUCCACACGCGUCGCUCGUAGGUCUAGCGGGUGUGCGCUCCAGGCGACAGACGGACGCUGCCAUUCGCAAGCAUAUACGAAUUGUUAUCGGCUAUGGUGUCAGCAAUUCUCAUUGUGGCAAUGCAAUGUUUCAGGGAAGUCACAUUCUGAGCGCAUGCGGUGCCUAUGUGGUGGACAAGGAUGAACAAGCGGCUUGUAUUAAAUACCUUCAAGGCCUACAGCACCACAUAGGUUGGAGAACCGAUAAGGUCGUUCUCGAUCUACAGGAACAAUGGUCCAAUUGA